Chaetomium globosum CBS 148.51 is the source of this 1458-nucleotide messenger RNA. RefSeq lists its product as uncharacterized. The transcript is spliced from 5 exons. NCBI's taxonomy places the organism in Eukaryota, Fungi, Ascomycota, Sordariomycetes, Sordariales, Chaetomiaceae. The record is from RefSeq and is a predicted model, not a curated record. Bases 1 to 1458 code for a protein of 485 amino acids.
AUGCACACAACUUUCAACGUGGGUUACUGCUUGCUCAGUGGCGAGCAGGGUGAGGAUUGUUUUACGUGGGUUCUUAGCGUUCUUCAAUCGCUACUUACCGCCAACGAGAUCCCACAGCCUCAAGUCAUCAUUACGGAUUACGACAAAGCGCUCAAGAAUGCUCUGCGAAGCCUGUUCAACAACAGUAAGUGGGAGGGAACACUCGAGGGAACUGUACUGGGCGACCGCGGGAGUGCUGGAAGCCACCUUCGCGAGGACGAUGUCGAUAUCAGUACUGCACCUGGGCAGGACUUCCAGAUUAACCCAGCCAACUACGAUAAGUCGGCCCGGCUAACAGGUAUACGCUUACUCGCCGGCGACGACCGCCUUCAACACUUAGAUGAGGGCAUUCGCAAUCCGGAAACUGCGCCGCUAGUUGGCCGCGCGCCAGCGGGUAGUAUGCGGAAGUUGCUCGAUAAUGCGGAUGGCUUCCUCGCUGCCUGGGCGGCUGUGACAGGCCUGAUCAAUUAUCUUCGCGAUACAUACCUCCCUUUACGGCACGAAUUCGCCCACUUCUCCAUCAAGAACUACCGCAACUUUGGUAUACGGGUAACCUCCCGUACUGAAGGUGCCCACGGCUUAUUAAAAAAGCUAAUCAGCAACCGACUUGUCAAUCUCGGCCGCCUCAUUAAGGCGAUUGAGGAGACCCUCAGUCGCCUACAGGAGAGCUACCGCGCCAACCUCCACGACCAGAGCUCCAGGAAGGUCAGGAAGUAUAGCCACCGCGUUAUGUCGCGGUUUAGAUACGAUGUUGGCUUCGUAGCUCUGCGUUUGAUUAACGAACAACUCCAAAUCGUGGAGGCUGCAGAGAAGGCAAAGAAGCCUCUAUCAAUCUGUACAGGCGCGUUCAACCGCCAGUUCGGUCUACCAUGUGCGCAUACAAUCGCUGGUCUUGCGCGGGCGAAUGCGCAGAUCGAGCUCGGACAUCUGAACGGGCACUGGUGGUUGAAAAGGGACCGAACCCCGACUUCCUUCCCCUCCUUAACGAAGCUGACCCCGAGCGUGUUGUCAACCAUCGAAACCGCGUUUACAACGGCCCACGGCCACUUCCAGAAGAGGAGGGAGGGCGCAUUGAUACAAGCAGUCGACGCGUGCCAUCGCAUGACGAAGCCCCGCACCCUCGCGCAGGCGGCUCAGCGGUUACUACCGUUGUCCCAGAUACCCGCGCCAACGUCAACACCAGUGUAUGCAAGCCAGCAACAGCCUCCUAUGCAGGACCAGUACGGUUACCGGGGCGGGGGGCGAGGGGGGGCGCACGCGCAACCGCCAAGCCAACUCCCCUAUUACGUGGCACCGCCAACCAUCAACGGCUUCAAUGCGAUGCCACCGCAGGGCGCGCAGGCGCAGGCACAGGCACAGGGCUGGUAUACAGGGCAGGGCGCACAGGCACAGGGCUGGCAGACAGGGCAGGGGAGGUAG